Gossypium raimondii (Peruvian cotton) is the source of this 791-nucleotide messenger RNA. Its product is annotated as non-specific lipid transfer protein GPI-anchored 16. The record is from RefSeq and is a predicted model, not a curated record. The transcript has 4 exons. Bases 53 to 670 code for a protein of 205 amino acids. NCBI's taxonomy places the organism in Eukaryota, Viridiplantae, Streptophyta, Magnoliopsida, Malvales, Malvaceae.
AUUCCAUGGCUUUACCAUUACUCCAAGCUCUUUCAAAAUCACUGAGAAAGUCAUGGAAGGUUUCAAGGUUCUUCACCUCAUUGCAAUACUAUCAACCCUUUCGAUGGUUUCGGUUAAUGGACAGAUUUCUACAGCCUGCACUGCCUCAAUGAUCUCCAGCUUCACCCCAUGCUUAAAUUUUAUUACUGGGAGCAGUGGGAAUGGCUCAUCAUCACCAACACAAGGCUGUUGUGGUUCAUUGAAGUCGCUUAUGAGCACUAGCAUGGAUUGUGCUUGUCUUAUUAUUACUGCUAGUGUACCUUUUCAAUUGCCCAUAAAUAGAACCCUGGCACUUAGUCUGCCUCGAGCUUGUAACAUGGGUGGUGUACCAGUGCAGUGUAAAGCUUCUGGCACUCCUCUACCAGCUCCAGGCCCUGUUCCCUUUCUACUUCCACCAACUUUGGCACCAGCAGCCGCAUCUCCCUUAAGUCCAGGAGCUUCCGAAGCUUCAACACCAGAAUCUGAUACUCCCCUGGACCUAGCACCUGCAUCGCCACCAGAAGCUCCCUCGGCCACAAUGAAUCCUGGGAUUAGACCAGUAUUACAGCCAUCGGCAUCUACUCCAUCUUACGUUUCCCUUCCAUUGGCAUUCACACUAUUGAUUGGUACCACAAUUUUCAAGUUCAAUUAAAGUCCAAAUUGUGUUCUGCAUUAUUUGUUGUUUUAAAGUCCCUUUCUCUGUAUGUGAGUUUAUUUGACAUUCAUUUGAAUUGUAUCUUCAACAUUAAAUAAAUAUAUUUAGCAUUAAGGAA